CGGGGUGGGCAGCACCGCGCAUGCGCCUUAGCCCCGCGCUGCGUCUCGGCCGUCGCCCGGUUGGGAGGCGCGGGGCGGCCGUUGUCGGUGAGGCCGCCGCGGUCAUGGGGCCGCCGCGCCGCCUUCCUGCUCGCGGCCCGGGGCUCGUGGUCGGGCUGGUGCUGGCGCUGUCGUGGCUCGGUGGGACGCAGGCGCAGGGCAUGUGUGAGCCUCCAGACAGGCUGCAGUCUGCAGAACUUGAGGAGAAAUUCAGCACAAUGAACAGUUUUCCCAUUGGAAGCACGGUGUCGUACAUCUGCCGGCCGGGAUAUGUGAGAAUUCCUGGAAAAUCAUUAACUCGGACGUGUGGUGAAGACUUCCAGUGGUCACCCACAGAGGAGCUCUGUACAGAGAGAAAAUGCAAGCAUCCAGGAGAACUGGGAGAUGGCUUUGUUAACGUGACAGAUCUUACAUUUGGUUCAAAAGCUACUUUUUCUUGUAGAGCAGGAUUCCGAUUGCGAGGAGCUAGUGAAAUUACCUGUGUAAUUAAGAAUGAAGGCGUUGACUGGGAUAGAGAUCUUCCCCUUUGUGAAAGAAUUCCUUGCAAACCUCCUCCAAGUAUAGCCAAUGGGCACCACACUGAAGCAGCCAGCUAUGUUUAUCAGACCGCAGUAACCUAUACGUGUGACGAGGCACCAAAAGGCGCAGAUCCCUUCUCGCUGAUUGGCUCAGCUACUAUUUUCUGCACAUAUGAUGCAGACUUAAAUGGUGUUUGGAGUGAAGAACCUCCACAGUGUAAAGUGGUCAAAUGCGAAAACCCGAAAGUUGAAAAUGGAAAAAAAACAGGUGGAUUUGGACCUCUCUAUACCUAUAGGGACUCUGUCAUGUUUGAGUGUGAUCCAGGCUAUGUCAUGAAUGGAUCAGAGGUAAUUUUCUGUGGAGAAGAUAACACCUGGUCUCCUCCAAAACCAACUUGUAAGAAAAUUACUAGAAGUGUGUGUGGUGCCCCGGAGAUCACACAUGGAGUAGUGAUUCCAGCAAAAUCGGUGUAUGAAGGAGGAGAGUCUGUUCAGAUCAAGUGCAGUGCUCACUGUACUUUCCCUCAUGGCGCUGAAGAGAUGACAGUAACUUGCCAAGGACAGAAUACAUGGAGUUCUUUACAAGACUGUGCAUGUGGGCCUAUGAGUUCUGGUUUGACUCCACAUAUAAAUUAUGGUAAAGUAAUUGAUGGACAAAAACCUGCAUAUUCUGUGGGGGAUAUGAUUACGAUUGAAUGUUACACAGGCUACACGUUACAUGGGGAAGCUCGAAUUCAGUAUAUUGGAGAAAAUCGCUGGGUUCCUGCAGUGCCAACGUGCCAGUUAAGUGCCUAUAUUACAGCCAUCAUUUGUGUGAUUGUGGCAGUCAUUGUGUUCCUGGCAGCCUUCUGGGCCUAUAAGAAGUUCUUUGCACAAAAUGGGAAACGUGACAGCACUCCAUGUACUGCCGAAUAUAAGAUCUGUAAAGCAUGAAUGACCUUUUUUGGGGGUGGGAGGGAAUUUGCAGUUGAAUGACACAAUCAGGAAUGGAAAAUGAUUGCACUUGCUUAAAGUUCCUGUAGAUUAAUAUCUUGUAUCAUGUCUUAGACUACUGAUUAUCGUAGAUCAUUGAUAGGGUAAAACAAAUAUAUAUGUAUAUAGAGAGAGAGAUACCUGCUUUUCUUUAUGGGCCACUCAUACUGUCUUUUCUGUGUAUGUGAAAUGGUCUUGAAGGCCCAUACAUGUGGCAUGCAAAAGUGUUUGUGUCUGUGGGAGCACUGAAUGUAUCCCUGUCCCAGUACCAGCUCCUGCUGCCUUCAGUGCUACCUCUUUUCUUACAGAAGACUAUCCAGUUCUGCUUACUAAAACCUGAAUGUGCUUCUCAUUCAGUUUGGCUGUUUGAGGUGCUCUAAAAGAUGAUGUUCUCUUUGUGUUCUGAAAUGUUUUAUUCUUAUUUCCCUGAAGCAGUCGGUGCCAUUUAAGGUUAUGUUUUUUGAAACUAGCAUAGUUUAGCUCUUCUAUAUGCUACCUCUUUGUUUGCUAAAGUUGAUUUCUGUAUAUCUGAUUAAUUAUUUGUGCCUUUAAAUCAAGAGUUUUAUAUCUUUUCUGUUGCCUUUAAGAAGGAAAGAAGCCAUAUAUGUUUCUGGCCUUUUGAUAUAGUCCCAGAAACACUAUAGUAGAUUAGUUGGAAUGGAAAACUGAAGGUUUCUAUAGCAAAAGGUAUCCCCUGCUUUUGAAUUCUUGGCCUCUUGACAGAAGGUGCUUAAUUGAAGGAACUGCAAUCAGUGGUAGCUAUGUCCUAUUGGGAGUGCACAGUAAGGUCCUUGGGAUGCUUGAUUUUUAUGGAGCCUUGAUGGCAGUUUUGAAGAUCACAUUUGCUUUCCAGGAUAGGGCACUGCGUGGAUCUAGCUUCCUUGCUUUUUUCACUUGAAAUAAUGUAUUCCAUGUUCCCAAUCUGUGUAAAGACUAUGAUGCUAAAUUUAGCUCUGUAACGCUAGAUUUAGCAUUAAAUAUCUGUUGAGAAACAGAAGCCUUUCCCUGUCAGACUCCCUUCUCUUUCCAUGUUAAAGGAAU
This is a messenger RNA of Neopsephotus bourkii (Bourke's parrot), 2570 nucleotides long. RefSeq names its product CD46 molecule (gene CD46). The record is from RefSeq and is a predicted model, not a curated record. Gene Ontology annotation, biological process: negative regulation of complement activation, classical pathway. The transcript has 11 exons. Lineage: Eukaryota; Metazoa; Chordata; Aves; Psittaciformes; Psittacidae. The coding region runs from base 21 to 1490 and encodes 489 amino acids.